Messenger RNA from Xenopus laevis (African clawed frog), 2093 nucleotides. RefSeq names its product relaxin family peptide receptor 3 L homeolog (gene rxfp3.L). Bases 829 to 2034 code for a protein of 401 amino acids. The record is from RefSeq and is a predicted model, not a curated record. Lineage: Eukaryota; Metazoa; Chordata; Amphibia; Anura; Pipidae. The transcript is spliced from 2 exons.
AUUAUUCUGUUCUGUAUAAAUAAAACGUUUCCAGCAGGUAAAGAGUGGAAUUUAUAUUGAAAUAAGGGACAGUUCUUUUCAAUGAAUAGAAUUGGCUGAUAGUUACAAAAGAUCUAGUAUCCAGCUGUGCUAUGGAUUUCUUAUAAAGGAAAGCUGUAAUAAUACGAAACCAUAGUGGUUAGCAGCCUUGGCUGCAAUCGAAUGAGAGUCUCCACUUUGUUUGGACUUUGCUAGAAUCCCUGGAUUGAUUGUGCUCCUAAUGAUCAUGGAGAUGCAAGGUGCAACCACGAACUGAUGCUCCUAUGAGAAGAAGGCAUAGAGGAAUUACAGUGCCACUCCUCCCAGUAUCAAAUCAGCUGGGAAGCAAAGUGGAUAACCGUGAGCGUUACAUUAGCACAUUGGAGAGCUCCUCACAUUGCUGCGCAUGUUUCUCCGCCUGGUAGAAUUCUACUGAACGUGACGGAAGUCGCAGGGCACCAAAUAUAAAUGAAGUUGGAAGCUGGAACAACUCACAGGACUUUGAAGCAAGCUGCAAAACGGAUACAUAUAUAUCGAGAAACCGACUUUACCUCUUCACCGGCACCUUAUCUUCUCCUGCUGCUGAUGCCACAAUACUGACUUAUUCUACACGGCUAUAGCUCAUGAAUGAAUUACUUCCUAAGUGGAUACAAAGAUAGUGAAAGCAAGUCAAAGAGCUUUACCUCACUGAGAACGUGCUACUACAUUGCCGUGCGAUUUUUAUUUAGCGACAUGGGGACAGUGAAAGAUAAAAUGCGUUUAUUGCAUGGGGACCAUUAGCUAAAUAAAGAGCAGUUCUUAUAACAUGGCAUGGAUGUCAGCUGCAACCUCAGUUAUUGCUCCAUAGCCGCCAGUAUGCAAGAGGCAGAGCAGAGCGACCUGCUUGGGCUGUUUCCCCUCUUCCUAGAGGAGCGACUGCUGAACAGAAGCAACGAGUCGCUGCAGGACUUUAUCAAAGGCUUCAACCUGGAAAAAUCUGAUAUAGUAGGGGACAGCUCGGCUAUCGUGAGGAUCAUAAUCUCGAUCGUGUAUUCGGUGGUGUGUGCAUUGGGGCUAGUGGGCAAUGUGCUCGUGCUGUACCUGAUGAAGACCAAGCAAGGAUGGAAGAAGUCUUCUAUCAACCUCUUUGUGACCAGUUUAGCGAUCACGGACUUUCAGUUUGUGUUGACUUUGCCUUUCUGGGCGGUGGAGAACGCGUUGGACUUCAGUUGGCUUUUUGGGAAAGCCAUGUGCAAAAUAGUGUCCUAUGUGACAGCCAUGAACAUGUACGCCAGUGUUUUCUUCCUGACAGCCAUGAGCGUGGCCAGGUACUACUCUGUGGCAUCAGCGCUUAAGGUCAAAAGAAGACCCUUUGGGUGCUCCGCUAAAUGGGUGAGCGUUCUGAUCUGGAUCUGCGCUAUCGUUGCGUCUUUACCCAACGCUAUCUUCUCGACCACAGCGACUGUCUCUAGCGAAGUUCUUUGCCUGGUCAAGUUCCCGGUCAACAACGGCAAUGCCCAAUUUUGGCUCGGGUUGUACCAUUCCCAGAAGGUCCUACUUGGCUUUCUGAUACCGUUGUUUAUUAUAACUAUCUGCUACCUGCUCCUGGUUCGUUUUAUUACUGACCGAAACGUGAGCAGCUCCAGCACCAAACGGAGGUCCAAAGUCACAAAAUCGGUCACCAUUGUGGUGCUUUCUUUUUUUCUCUGCUGGCUUCCGAACCAAGCCUUGACUACCUGGGGGAUUUUAAUAAAACUGAACAUAGUCCAGUUUAGCUAUGAGUAUUUUACUACUCAAGCCUACAUAUUCCCCAUCACUGUAUGUCUGGCUCACUCCAACAGUUGCCUCAACCCCAUCCUCUACUGCCUGAUGCGCAGGGAGUUCAGGAAAGCCCUGAAAAACCUCUUCUGGAAAAUCGCAUCACCUUCCUUGACCAACAUGCGACCCUUCACUGCCACCACCAAACCAGAGCAGGAUGAUCACGCCCAUGGUGAGGGGCAUGGACCGUAUGCUGGCUUCCGUUGUCCAGUUCACUGAUGCCAAUGCUUGUAAGCACCAGGCUGGUAUUUCUUGAACGAAUAAACCUUUUAGUCUCA